Messenger RNA from Pungitius pungitius (ninespine stickleback), 1397 nucleotides. RefSeq names its product CKLF-like MARVEL transmembrane domain containing 6 (gene cmtm6). Gene Ontology annotation, cellular component: membrane. The transcript has 5 exons. The record is from RefSeq and is a predicted model, not a curated record. Bases 175 to 747 code for a protein of 190 amino acids. NCBI's taxonomy places the organism in Eukaryota, Metazoa, Chordata, Actinopteri, Perciformes, Gasterosteidae.
CUAACCGGAAAUAGCCUCCUUUCGCGGGGCUUGACGCCGUUAAAAUAAAUGCGGAAGUUUGUCUAAAAACUGAAGUCCGUUUCGCAGCCGAAAGAGCAACAAAGCGAAGAGACGAGUUGAGCUCGCAGCUGGAAAACUUUUCUGAGGAACCGGAAGGAACCGGAGCCCUGCAUCAUGUCAGAAGUUUACUCCGCAACGACGGCCCCCAACCCACAAACAUCGUGUUUCGUCAUCCCGCCGGAGCUCAGGGAGAAGGUCCGCUAUGGGAUCAAAGCCGUCCAAGUGCUUCUGUCCUUUGUGGCCUUCGUACUGGAGGAGACGGUCCUCAGAUGCCUCAGCUGCUUCGCUCUCUACUUCUUUGAGUUUGUGAGCUGUACGGCCUUCCUCUUCACCCUGCUGCUCCUCAUCCUCCUCAUCACCACCCUGAAGGAUCAGGUGGGCAUCAGCUGCUGGCCCCAGCUGGACUUUGUGUACACCGGAGUCAUCGCGGCGACGUUCUUGGUCUCCUCCGCCGUCUUUGCCUUCAGCCACAGUGACUCCACUGCAGAGAAAAGUGCUGUCGCGUUCGGGUUCUUGGCGUCGCUGAUGUUCGUCGUCGACAUCGUCCUCUUCUGGAGGAAAAACGGUUUUCCUUUCCGUGGGAACGGGAAGUCUGAGCCUGUGCCCACCACCGCCCCCGACGCCAACGAAGCAGGAACGGAAGCCAACCAGGAGAGGGAGAAGCUCAACGUGCAGACAAGCAAUUAAAUCCAAAUCGACACAGACCAUUUCACGCACUAUCGCUUUAAGGCGUGGACAGGAGGCGGAGCUUCGGCAACCUGGUGUCCAUUUUUAAAGUUCAUUCGUUCCCUUUUUAUCAGUCUGUAGUCGUCAUUCCCCACAGCCGAGGUCCUCAAUAGAAUCAAUCUGUCAAUCGUGGCACAGAGCUGCUGCGGUUUGUUCUUAAAGAGACAGUACGCAGUUCUUUAAGAACAUGGAACCCCUCGAGUUAUGGAUUCAUUCAUUGUGGUUUCUUUUUAUUUAUGGAUUCAUUGUAUUUUUUAUUUUUUUUAACUAUCAGGAAAUGUUUAACGCUUUUUAACCAAAAAUUAUUACAAAUACAGAAUCAUUGAUUAAAACUGUAAUUUGUUUUCAACCCUUAUUGUCCUUAAAUCUAUGAGAAAGUGGAUCAUGUUUCUCGGUUUGGACCCUGAACGCCUCACAAAGUUUAGACGUGUCAAAAAAUGAUGGAAGUUCAUUCAGAAAAUACGGUUUUAUUAAUUUGAAAAGAAUCUAAUCAGUUUUAUUCCAAACUCUUUAUUUCCUUUACAUUUAAUAUGAAAAUGUGUCUUAUCAUUGAGUGACAUCACUUCCUGUUUGCCUCUACAUCAUUUCUUGUUUCCUUUUUGGAUCAUUUC